Messenger RNA from Mercurialis annua (annual mercury), 949 nucleotides. Its product is annotated as early nodulin-like protein 18. The transcript has 2 exons. Lineage: Eukaryota; Viridiplantae; Streptophyta; Magnoliopsida; Malpighiales; Euphorbiaceae. Gene Ontology annotation, molecular function: electron transfer activity. The record is from RefSeq and is a predicted model, not a curated record. Bases 73 to 717 code for a protein of 214 amino acids. Gene Ontology annotation, cellular component: plasma membrane.
CAUUCUACUCACAUUCUAACUUCAUUUUCAUAUUUUCAAUUAGCUGAAUUAGCUACUUUCAAAUAUUUUGCAAUGGCUACCAACACCAUUUUAAGAUCAAAUUACCAGCAAAUGGCCUUUAAUUGUGUGUUGGGCCUGUUUUGUUUAAUGGUGUUGUUGCAGAAGGGUGAUGCUCUGCAAUUUACAGUUGGAGGAGCUCAAGGUUGGAGUGUGCCUUACAAUUCUACAGGAAAUGAGCAUAAUCUUUGGGCUGAAAGAACCAGAUUUCAGAUUGGAGACUCUCUAUUGUUUAACUACAAGCCGGACCAAGACUCAGUGCUGCUAGUAAACAAAUAUGACUAUGAUAGUUGCACCACAACCGGAGCUUUGGCGACCUACAACGACGGUCACACAGUCUUUACAUUUAACCGGUCCGGUCAUUUCUACUUCAUUACCGGAAACAAAGAGAACUGUCUGAAAAACCAGAAGUUGGUUAUAGCUGUUUUGGCUGACAGAAGCAAUCGUUCUUCACCUCCUCCACCUUCAGGCGAUAUGGGCAAAGUCCCGUCUCCAGCGCCUUCCGGCGAGGAGUCUCCUCCGUCUGGAACUGUUGAGAAUGUCCCAACAACAUCUCCGGUCAGUGAUACUCCUAAAAAUGCAGGCUCUUCCAUGUUCGUGAGUUUGUCGGCUUCCGUCGUCGGAGCAUUCUUUGCUUCGUAUGUGGUUUUAGUAUGCUGAGUGUUUGAAUUUUCUCUAUUCUUUUGAUUGAUUGUUUUUUAUUUUUCUGCAUGAUUUUAUCAGUUUGAGCUCAGCGGUUUGAACUGAGUAUUUCGGAGGUGUAUUGAUAUUAAUUUGUUGUAAUUUGUUUGUCACAUGAGAAAUAAGCUGGCAAUUUAUGUACUCAGCUGGGUUUGCUUACUACAUAUUGUAAGUACAUUUAUAUAGAAUGAAAUAAAUAAAUUUUUUACAA